Dictyostelium discoideum AX4 is the source of this 2121-nucleotide messenger RNA. RefSeq names its product PA14 domain-containing protein (gene psiG-1). The coding region runs from base 1 to 2121 and encodes 706 amino acids. NCBI's taxonomy places the organism in Eukaryota, Evosea, Eumycetozoa, Dictyosteliales, Dictyosteliaceae. The record is from RefSeq and is a predicted model, not a curated record. The transcript is spliced from 2 exons. Gene Ontology annotation, cellular component: membrane.
AUGAAAAUAAUAUUAACAUUAUUAAUAAUAUUAUUUUCAUUAAAUAAAAAUUUAAAUUUUGUUAGUUCAGAAGUAACAAAAAGUCGUAUUUGUUCAAUUUUUGAUCAAUUACCAAAAUUAAAUAGUGAUUUUGAACCAGAUUAUGGUGAUAUUUCAGUUGGAAUGAUAAAAAAUGUAUUGGAAGGUGAUAGUCCAACAUUAGCAUCAAAUGAUCCAAAUUUUAAACCAUUUGUAAAUGGUAAAUUAAAAAAUUUAAAUUUAUUUCCAACAUGGUUUAAUAAAAACCAUACACAAAAUGUAAUGUUAUUAAAGAAAUUAAAUUUAACAUUGGAUAAAUCAUCAAAUAUUUAUUCAUUUGUAAAGGAUGAUUUCUUUCCAAUUGAUUAUCAAGGUUGGGAUGUUGAUGAGAGUAAUAGAAUCUAUUAUGGUGGUAGAAUUUUUACAGCCUAUCAUAACUUUCAUUAUUGUUUAAAGAUUAAUUCAGUAUUCUUUUAUCAAGGUACUGAAACUUUUAAAUUUGAAGGUGAUGAUGAUGUUUGGGUAUUUAUUGAUAAGAAGUUGGUCUUGGAUUUAGGUGGUUUACAUCCUGCUAGAAGAGGUACUGUUGAUUUGACAAAGUUGGGUUUACAAGUUAACAAAACCUAUUCCUUUGAUUUCUUUUAUUGUGAAAGACAUACACCCUAUAGUAAAAUGAAAAUUCAAACUGAUAUUCAAGCAUUUUGUGCAUGGUCUGAUUAUUGUGGUGUUUGUCAAGGUGAUGGUUCAACAUGUUGUAAUAAAGACCUUGAUUGUGAUGACGAUGAUCCAUGCACCAUUGAUAGUUGUCCAUUACCAAAUUUACCAAUUCCAGGUGGUGAUAAAAUUUCAAAAUAUUGUAGACAUACCAAUAUCACUUGUACACAACCAUCAAAUAAUAAAUGUGUAAUCACUGGUUGUUCAAAAGAUACCAAUGGUAAAUGUGAAGUAAUUGGUAAUUUAGAAUGUGCCGAUAAAUCUAAAUAUUGUAUGACGCUAACUGGUUGUGAUCCAAAACUUGGUUGUCAAUAUAAAUCAAAUUGUAUUGGUCCAUGUUUAACUGGUGAAUGUAAUAAUGGUAAAUGUACCAGCAUGGAUGCUGAUUAUUGUUCCAAUGAAUUGGGUGAAGAUCCAUGUAAAAUUUAUAGUUGUAAUGCAAAGAAUGGUGGUUGUAUGGCAACUCCAAAAUGUACUUCCCCUUCCUCCUCCAAUCCAUGUGUUAUUCCAACUUGCUCCGCUGAUAAAGGUGUUUGUGGUACAUACACUCAAAAUAGUACAGAAUGUAAUUGUAAUUGUAAAUUAAACCCAUGUCAAAAGAAUAACUGUGAUCAAAGUGUAAAUCCACCAGUUUGCUCCCCACUACCAAUUGAUACCAUUGAUGAUGGUAAUCCAUGUACAAUCGAUAUUUGUGAUAAAAUAACUGGUAGUGUUAAACAUACUCCAAUGGAAUGUUCUGGUUGUACCAAAUGUAAUAAUGGAAAAUGUAUUCCAAUUGAAUCCAAUUGUGAUGAUGGUAAUUUAUGUACCAUUGAUCAAUGUAUGAACAAUGGUAGUUGUAUUCACACACCUCUAUCAUGUAAUAUCACCAAUCCAUGUAUGGAUUAUACUUGUAAUGCUGAUAUUGGCUGUGUUGGUGUACCAAAAAUUUGUCCAAACAAAGGUAAUUGUCUAAUUGGUUAUUGUGAUGCUGGUGAAUGUAAAUUAAAAGAUCGUAUUUGUGACUCACCUUCAUUUUGUCAAAUUUCUCAAUGUUCCGAUGUGACUGGUUGUAUUGUUUUCGAUAAAGUUUGUAUACCUUCAAAUCCAAAAUGUGAAACUGGUGUUUGUAUAAAUGCUACUUCAACUGAACCAGGAAGAUGUGAAUCGGUUGAUUUUGAUCCAAAACCUUUUGUUUGUAAACCCGCUGCAAUCAUAUCAACCUCUGUUAUUGUUGGUGUUUCAGUCGCUGCUGCUGUAGUUGCCAUUGCUAUUGUAGUUGCUUCUAAAAAAGGUUAUGAUGCAUGGGCUGCUUCAAAUAAUAAUUCUCUUGCAUCUUUAACUUCAAAUCCUUUAUAUGAAAAUCCAACUGGAAAUGGUGAUAAUCCAAUGUAUCAACCAAAUUCUUAA